Molecule: messenger RNA, 1497 nt
Organism: Camelina sativa (false flax)
Lineage: Eukaryota; Viridiplantae; Streptophyta; Magnoliopsida; Brassicales; Brassicaceae
Source: RefSeq, a predicted model, not a curated record
AUAUUGCACGAACAUCAAUCUCAUUAUUUGCAUAGUGAUAAAGAUAAGGUAUUUUAAAAAGCAAAACAAUCGUAUACCCUCUCUAGUCUCUAUAUAUAAAUGGGACACACGGGGAGACAUAAACGUAACGUUUCAGACCCACUCGUCUCCUUCCUUUUAUUAUCUCUCUCUAUCUCGUCUUGCAAUGGAGACACGACCAUCUUCUUCAUCGUCGUCUCUUUCACCGGCGACGAAUCUUGAUCUCGACAGACUCAAAGCUCUUAAACUCCUCGGAAAAGGCGCAACCGGAACAGUCUUCCUAGUCCACGACUCUGUUUCCGACUCCUCUGUUUCUUCACCAUUCGCACUUAAACUCGUCGACAAAUCCUCCUCCUCCUCUUCUCUCCGCCGUGCACGUUGGGAAAUCCAGAUCCUCCGACGUCUCUCCGUUGACAAAAACACAAACCCAUUUCUCCCAAAACUCUUAGACUCCUCUGAAUCCCCUGACUUCAUCGCAUGGGCUUUGCCUUACUGCUCCGGUGGCGAUUUAAACGUCCUCCGUCAACGUCAAAACGACGGCGGUUUCAGCUCCUCCGUUAUUAAAUUCUACUUAGCUGAGAUCGUCUGUGCGCUUGACCACCUUCAUACAAUGGGCAUCGCUUACAGAGACUUGAAACCUGAGAACAUACUCCUUCAAGAAUCGGGUCACGUCACGUUAACCGACUUUGAUCUCUCUUGUAGUCUCACUAAACCCACCCGACCCGAAUUCUAUCUAUCCGACCCGGAACCGGAUCCGAGUUAUAAGAGAAGUCUGAGUUUGUUCCGGCAGAAGAAGAGGAAGAAGAAGACGAAAUCAGCUAGGGUUAACCCGAUAACACGCCGGGGACUGAGUUUUUCCGGCGGAGAAAGAUCGAAUUCGUUCGUUGGAACCGAUGAGUAUAUCUCCCCGGAGGUGAUCCGCGGCGACGGACACGACUUCGCCGUCGACUGGUGUGCGCUCGGAGUUUUAACGUACGAGAUGAUGUAUGGCGAGACACCGUUCAAAGGAAGGUGCAAGAAGGAAACUUUUCGUAACGUGUUGAUGAAGGAACCCGAACUCGCAGGAAAACCGUCGGAUUUAACCGAUCUGAUACGUCGGUUGCUGGUUAAAGAUCCGAUGAAACGGUUAGGUUACCGGCGAGGCGCGGCGGAGAUAAAGGAGCAUGCUUUUUUUAUAGGAGUGAGGUGGGAUUUGUUAACGGAGGUGUUGAGACCACCGUUUAUUCCGUUAAGAGAUGACGGAGGAGAAUUGACGGGAAAAGUAACGGCAGAAAGUGGGUUAGGUGUAAAGGAAUGUUUCGAGAAACUGAGAACGCCGCCGCCGUUACCGUUAACGCACGAGUGCUCUGAAAACAAUCCCUUUGUUGAUUUCUGAUCCACGCGUGCGAGAAUCUAACACACGUUUAAUACUUUUUUUUUUGUUUUAAUAGCAGUUUCUGAUUUUGAUGUGUAUAAAAAAAUAAUUUGUUAGAACUAGAA